UCUGUUCCUUCCCUUUCAUUUUCUUCACUGACAGAGAAUACCUGCACACUUUCUCACGCACGCACGCAUACUCCAAACAGAACCCCACUCCUCAGACACAUACAUCACCUUCCUCUAUCUCGCUCUUUCUCUGCUUUGGCUCUUAUCAUAUCCACUAGCUACAGAGAGAGAGAGAGACAGUGCAGAGAAAACACAGAUCAUAUACCUUCUCAUUAUCAUUUCUAGCCUUUUCACCUCUGCCGCUCGAUUCAUCAAAUCCCCAUGAAACCCUCUUCUCUGUCACCGUUAUAAACUCUUUCUUCGCCUAACUAGCUAAACCACAAACUAGAUUACUAAGUUAACGAAACCCUCUUCUUUUUCGCUUUUCUUGAAUCUUCUCUUCUUUUCUGUUUAGGUUUACAAUAUUUGCAUGCUGUUUCUUUACUUUGGUUUAUAGGCUCUAUGCUAUAUGGGGUUUGAUAUCGGUUCUUUUUAGGAUUUUCGCGUUCUCUUUGGCUUUGUUGUAAGGUUAUAGAGCACAACUGGUGUUGUUUGAUCUUGAUCUGGUGUUUCUUUAAUAUCAUGGAUAGCUACCGCCAUUUUGACAACGGUGAUGCCCAUUUACCUCCGGGCUUUAGGUUCCACCCAACCGACGAGGAGCUUAUCACAUACUAUCUCCUGAAGAAGGUUCUGGACAGCAACUUCACUGGUAGAGCUAUUGCAGAAGUGGAUCUCAACAAAUGCGAGCCUUGGGAGCUUCCUGAUAAAGCUAAAAUGGGAGAGAAAGAGUGGUACUUCUUCAGCUUGAGAGAUAGAAAAUACCCAACUGGGUUGAGAACUAAUAGAGCCACUGAAGCUGGUUAUUGGAAGGCUACAGGGAAAGACAGGGAGAUUUAUAGCUCAAAGACUUGUGCUCUUGUGGGAAUGAAGAAGACAUUGGUGUUCUACAGGGGGCGAGCUCCUAAAGGGGAGAAAAGCAACUGGGUUAUGCAUGAGUAUCGCCUCGAAGGCAAAUUUGCCUACCACUAUCUCUCACGCAGCUCAAAGGACGAGUGGGUCAUCUCCCGAGUCUUUCAGAAGAGUGGCGGCGCCACAUCUAGUAGCAGCGCCAAGAAAGGCCGUUGCAACAACUCCAUCAACCUCUACCCUGAAGCAAGCUCCCCUUCAUCGGUGUCUCUCCCUCCUCUCUUUGACCCUACAGCUACCUCUGCAACUGCUGCCUCGACAGCUACUCUCAACGACCGUGACUGCUGCUCCUAUGACAGCCAUGCCCAAACUGAGCACGUGUCCUGUUUCUCCACUAUUGCAGCUGCAGCCUCUGCUGCUGCUAACCAAAACAACUUAGACUUCGCUCCGCCACCUCUACCUCCUGCUGAUCCAUUUGGCUGUUUUCCAAGAAAUUUGGGGGUUUCUGCAUUCCCCAGCCUGAGGUCUCUGCAGGAGAACCUUCAGCUGCCUUUAUUUUUCUCAUCCCCGUCUCAGGCUGCGCCAACGCCAUAUAAUGGAGGUGGUGCCACUGCCAUGAAUUGGCUGGCAGGUUCAGAUGAUGGUAGUGUUAAUGGUGGAGGUGGUGGUGGUGGAAGGGCGGCUGCUGGUCCCACGGAGCUUGACUGCAUGUGGACCUACUGAAUCUUUAAUGCUAAAGCUAUAAUGUAAUGCAGUACGUGGUGUUAAUUAUCCUCUUAUUAUGUAUCUUUUUCUUCCCAAUGACUGAAUUAUGUACUUUGCUGCAAACUUGUAUAAUUAGGGCUAUCCGUAGGGCUUAUGUUUUUGUCUUUUAAGUGUUGAUGACUAUGCUAAUGUAAAAGUGCUGUGGUUUUGGAUUCUGAUGGCACGAAUGACAAAGUUGACUGUUAUCUUCUUGCGAUCCAAAGGGAAAGAGCAUUAAAUAGGUUGUUGAAACAGGAAGGACACGUACAA
Molecule: messenger RNA, 1899 nt
Organism: Manihot esculenta (cassava)
Lineage: Eukaryota; Viridiplantae; Streptophyta; Magnoliopsida; Malpighiales; Euphorbiaceae
Product: protein CUP-SHAPED COTYLEDON 2
Exons: 3
Coding region: 562-1608 (348 amino acids)
Biological process (GO): regulation of DNA-templated transcription
Molecular function (GO): DNA binding
Source: RefSeq, a predicted model, not a curated record